Molecule: messenger RNA, 347 nt
Organism: Micropterus dolomieu (smallmouth bass)
Lineage: Eukaryota; Metazoa; Chordata; Actinopteri; Centrarchiformes; Centrarchidae
Biological process (GO): protein transport; endosome to lysosome transport; protein modification process
Cellular component (GO): ESCRT I complex
Molecular function (GO): ubiquitin binding
Source: RefSeq, a predicted model, not a curated record
GUUGAGUGUUGGUGUUCGGACAAGGUACACAGAAAAAGAAAAAGUGACAUUUGCCUUUUGGAUAAACCAUAAUCAUGUCAUACUACGAAGAUGCGAUUAAGAGAAUGCUCCCCAAGACCUAUCAUCGCAAAUAUGUGGCCCAUGAAAUAAACAUUGCGUUGACUCACUUCAAAAACCUUGAGCCCAUUAUGGAUAAAUACGUUUACAAGGAUGGAACCACAAAGGACUUGAUGAGUCUUGCCGGAACCAUUCCUGUCAUAUUUCACGAUCACACCUAUAACAUCCCGGUGUGCCUGUGGAUUGAGGAAACCUACCGAAACUGCUCCCAUCUGCUAUGUCAGACCUAG